AUGUUCCCCCAGGCCGUCCGUCGUCUGUUACCCCAGACCCCAGAGUUGCGCGUGGAGCUCCCCACUCUCAACACGAAAGUGGAUGACUACAACCAGAACUACGUCAGCGACCCGUGGGAUGCCAAGUGGAAGUCCGUCUCCACGAUCGGGCUGCGCGACCUGGCGAGGAAGCACCUCGAAGCCCCUCGGCGUGCGGGUCUUGUUUGGCUUCUCCUACGCCGAGGGGGGCCCAACUUCCAGGCCAUUGUGGACGGGCUGAACGAGUUCGAAGCCGUGGACCUGGACGGCAACGCGGCCGGCGUGCAGCAGUACUUUGCAAAGACGGGCUUGCCCGGGGAGAAGAGGAUCGUGUCCAAGGGCGUCUUCAACACCUGGUGGAACAGCGCCGACAUCUUUACGCAGCUCCUGCACGGCGGUCGGGAUGCAGGAACCGGGGUCGACAGGGUGAUUUUUGGGCUUGAAAAGACGGCCUUCUACGACCACGAGUGGACGCGGACUGCUGCGGGCGAGAUCGCUCAGUGGGUGGAAAGCAACGGUGUGAGCAGGACGAUCGCCGGGAUCAGUGACAGUCCCUGGUGAUGUGGCCACGUUUGAGCAGCCCGGGAUGGGCUGCUGAACGGCGAGACAAAAAGGAGACUAGAGAAAGUGCCCCUGACACCUGAACAGCUAUGUAUUUCAUUCUUCGCUCAG
Messenger RNA from Microdochium trichocladiopsis, 690 nucleotides. RefSeq lists its product as uncharacterized. The transcript has 3 exons. The coding region runs from base 1 to 579 and encodes 192 amino acids. The record is from RefSeq and is a predicted model, not a curated record. Lineage: Eukaryota; Fungi; Ascomycota; Sordariomycetes; Xylariales; Microdochiaceae.